Messenger RNA from Closterium sp. Naga37s-1, 1551 nucleotides. Lineage: Eukaryota; Viridiplantae; Streptophyta; Zygnematophyceae; Desmidiales; Closteriaceae. The record is from the annotation of a GenBank genome assembly.
AUGGCUGCCGCAAUCGAGGAAAAGCGCCGAGCAACAUCUGCUGCAGUUGCGGCAGUACAGGCUGGUGGAGGGAAGCGGCGCAUAACCGACUACUUGGAGGGAGAUGCCGCUGCGGCUAAGCGGGAUGCUCACGAGGGCCUUGCGCUGAUGUUUGCGGCCUGCAGAAUCCCGGAGGUCACCAUGGACCACCCGCUGUUCAUCAACGCCAUGCUGCUCGUCAACCGCGCCGGCAACGGCUACGUCACCCCCAGGAGGACUUUCAUUGGCGGGGCUGGACUGGUCGCUGUCCGCAAAGGGAUUGAGCAGGGGCUGGUGGGGAUUAAAUCGAGCUGGAAGAAGACGGGGGUAACAAUUGCGUCCGACAUGAUGACGGACAAAUGUGGGAGGGCGCAAGCGAACGUGCUUCUGAUCAACGACUCCGGCGCCGUCUUCAGGGAGGCGAUCGACUGCGGUAUGGAGCGAAAGACGGGGGGAUACAUAGCGGGGAUUCUGCAGCCGGUGGUGGAGGAGGUAGGACCAGAAAAUGUCGUCGCGUUUUGUAUGGAUGGGGGGUCGAACUAUGCCGUGGCUGUCCAGGAGCUGAUUGCCAAGUGGCCCCACAUUCAGCAGGUCCCUUGUGCCACGCAUGUGAUGGAUCUCCUCCUGGAGGACGUGGGAAAGAUGGGGUGGGCAAAAGGGGUGGUGGAUCGGACUGGGGAGAUGAGUUCGUUCGUUCGCAACCAUCAUUGGACGCGCGCUUACCUGAGGACCAAGGAGUUGGUGGAGGGGAAGGUGCUGCAGCCGCUGAAGCCAGCGGGAACACGGUUCGGGACACAUUACAUUGCUGUGUCCCGCCUUUGUCAGUUGCGUAGCACCCUCAACGCGAUGGUGCUUUCCGACAGGUGGAAGGAGUGGGCCUCGGGGUCGCGGAAGGAAACUGCCGAGGCCUUUGCUGCACGGGUCCUCGAUGACGCAUGGUGGCGGACGGCAGAAUUCUUCUGCAAGCUGAUGCAACUGCCCUACAAGGCGAUGCGGCAGACUGACGCAGAUGCCAAUGGGAUGAUGGGCCGGCUCUACGAUGUAAUGCUGCAGCUUACCGAGGAUGUCAACAACAUCCUGGACGAGGAUGAGCAGCAGCUGAGUAGCGCGGACAAGGAAAAGAUCCGCAGCAUCAUCAAGGACCGCUGGGAUAACAACCUCGCCUGCGCCAUGCACGUUGCUGGCCGAAUCCUCAACCCCGCCAACCAGGAGGAGGAUAUCUUUGGCAGCGACGCCGAAUGCACCCGGGUUUUCAAGGCGUUAAUCAACCAGCACGUGGAGUUCCUCAUCGGCCACGACGGGAAGGGGAGGGAUGAGGGUCCAGAUUACUUGCUUGCCUUGGGUGACGGGCUGAGGGCUUUCUUGGACAUGAAAGGCAGUUUUGGGAUGCCGGAGGCGCUUGCACAGAGGGAGAAGGUGAAGGCGGGGAUUGGGGACGAGCCUCCUAUUCCCGAGGGGUACAACGGGUUGGAUGAGACGGAGGUGGAGGAGGAGGAAGGCGAGGAUGACGUCCUGGAGGACGAGUACGCUUAG